AUGGAAGUGGAGAACCACACAGUUCUAUCCCAAUUCCUCCUAGUGGGCCUGUCGGAGGACCCAGAACUGCAGCCCAUCCUCUUUGGACUGUUCCUGUCCAUGUACCUGGUCACAGUGCUUGGGAACCUGCUCAUCAUCCUGGCUGUCAGCUCUGACUCCCAUCUCCACACCCCCAUGUACUUCUUUCUCUCCAACCUGUCCUUGAUUGACAUCUGCUUCACAUCUACCAUAAUCCCAAAGAUGCUGGUGAACAUUCAUGCACAUAGCAAAGAGAUUUCCUACUUAGAAUGCCUCACUCAAGUAUAUUUCUUCAUGAUUUUUGUUGGAAUGGAUGAUAUGCUACUGACCAUCAUGGCAUAUGACCGGUUUGUGUCCAUCUGCUACCCUCUAAAAUACACAGUCAUCAUGAAUCCCCGGCACUGUGUCCUCCUGGUUUUGAUGUGUUGGCUCAUCAUGUUAUGUUUCUCCCUGAUUCAUAUUCUACUGGUGAAGCAACUGACCUUCUCCAUUGGCACUGAAAUUCCUCAUUUCUUCUGUGAGGUGGUUCAACUUUUCAAGGUGGCCAGCUCUGAUGCCCUCAUCGGCAUCAUCGUUAUGUAUGUUUCAACUGCCCUGGUGAUUGUGUUUCCUGUCACUGGGAUCCUCUACUCCUACUCUCAGAUUGUCUCCACCUUAAUGAGGAUGUCCUCCUCUCUGAGCAAGUAUAAAGCAUUUUCCACCUGUGGUUCCCACCUCUGUGUGGUCUCCUUGUUCUAUGGAACAGGACUUGGGGUUUACCUCAGUUCUGCUGUGGUCCAUUCUCCACAGGGAAGCACAAUUGCUUCAGUGAUGUACACUGUGGUCACCCCCAUGCUGAACCCCUUCAUCUACAGCCUGAGGAACAAGGAUGUGAAGGGGGCCCUUGGGAGACUCCUCAGCAGAGCAGCCUCUUGUUCUUGA
Messenger RNA from Sciurus carolinensis (gray squirrel), 939 nucleotides. RefSeq names its product olfactory receptor 7D4-like. Gene Ontology annotation, cellular component: membrane. Gene Ontology annotation, molecular function: olfactory receptor activity; G protein-coupled receptor activity. Gene Ontology annotation, biological process: G protein-coupled receptor signaling pathway. Lineage: Eukaryota; Metazoa; Chordata; Mammalia; Rodentia; Sciuridae. Bases 1 to 939 code for a protein of 312 amino acids. The transcript has a single exon. The record is from RefSeq and is a predicted model, not a curated record.